Sciurus carolinensis (gray squirrel) is the source of this 4012-nucleotide messenger RNA. RefSeq names its product nucleolar protein 4 (gene Nol4). The record is from RefSeq and is a predicted model, not a curated record. Bases 1667 to 3583 code for a protein of 638 amino acids. Lineage: Eukaryota; Metazoa; Chordata; Mammalia; Rodentia; Sciuridae. The transcript is spliced from 11 exons.
GAGAGGUUUAGUGUGUGGAGCUGCUCGCGCUCCGCCCGGGCUGUCAGUCCCUGCUCCAGCCGCCGCGAGACCUUCCCGGAGACGCGCACACACACAGCGCACCCCCCACACACCGUACACCCUCGCUCCCUUGCUCACACACACGCACACACUCAGCCUGGCCGAGCAGGAGCCACUGACCAUUUUGCAAGUGCUGGGACCAGCUGCAGCGCGGUGGGCACAAACACUCCGCGUUCCCAUUCUGGGUUUUCGUCUGGGAAAGAACGACGAGUAGCGAACGUGGGCUCCGACGCCGACCAGGCGCCGGGCACUGGUCGGGCCGCCUUCCUGGCAGAGCCGCUCCCUGGGACAGGCGCGGGCCUCGACAGAGUGGAAUAAAGAGGAGCGGCCGCAGCCACUGCGCGAGGAGGAUGGGAACUCCCCUAUUUCCAGCACUGUAACAAACGGAUGGAAAUCCUGAAUGGAGGAACCGCUGACUUCAUUUGCUUGGGAAAAUCGUCCAGAGGAACUCAAAUUUGGCUACUCUGAGCAGUGGAGGGGGUGUCCAUGACGUGGCAGGGGGAAAAUAGACAACCGAAACCUCCCGUGUGAAUUGCAAACUGUGACCAAGCAAGGGAAAAAUGAUUUCUCUCUGUAUUUUAAUAGCAUCCAAAGGGUUUCAAGCAUCUGUACCAUAAACUUACUUCUAUGUCUUGUACCCACUUCAGCAGAAACCAGAGGAGUCCUGUCUGGGGGCCCCAUCAUUAUCCAGGAGACCCGCCGCCAGCGGCCUGCUUUCCUUUACCCACAUCUCUCUGGAUCGGAUUUCUGUUUGGGGUACAACAUCUAUCCUAUAGAACUAUGGUCAAAUUUCUGGGACUUAACUCCUAGAACCUAUGCGUGGGGCUGGAAUUAUGCCCAAUGCAUCUAAAGAAAUGACAUUUUAAACUGUUUUAAAAUACCUUGGUUUUCUUAAACCGGUAAAACAGGAUUUGAUAGGCUCACAAACAUGACAGGUAAGAACUUUCUCUCUUUCUAGUCUCUUAACGACUGUCGCAGAGGAGGCCGAAUCAGAGCAGGACCCAGGAGGAAGGAGAGCCCAGGGACCCGUGUGCCCUUCGGGGCUCUCGGGCUCUCGGCCUGGCGACUGCUUUCGGGAGAGGCGCAGCCCUGGUUCCUGGACCACAGGGCCAGCGGCUGGGGAAGCUUCUGGGGCGCGCGAGGGUAGGCGGCGUUGCGCUCCACCUGCCCUGCCCCGGACGCAACCCUGAGACAAGGCGUCGAGGGACGACCCCAAAUCAAUAUUGGGAUUUUUAAUAAACCAAGGAAUGGGAUUUUAAUUAUUCAAAACCCAGCUUCUCUGGGCCAGAUGCUGUUGGGAUGGUCCGGGUCACACAAUAUUAAAGAGACCGAUCACUAAGAGGACGAGAAGAGUGUCUGAGACAUCCCUUGCAAUUACGAAUGAACCAGACUUGGUAGCAUGGGGCAUUGAUUGCUGGUGCCCAACCGGACCCUCCUCCCCUCUCCCGGUUCCUCCCCCACCCCACCCGAGGCAGGCUCCCGCGGCGGCCGGGACCUCACGUCCCUGCAUCGUGGCCGGGGCUGCAUUUUUCAUGAGCCCGGGGUGAACAGGUGCGAAGUGCGCUGGGAGCAUCCGGCCGACGGCCGGGCACCGGGAACCGGGAACAUGGAGAGCGAGCGCGACAUGUAUCGCCAGUUCCAGGACUGGUGCCUUAGGACUUACGGGGACUCAGGCAAGACCAAGACGGUGACCCGUAAAAAAUACGAGCGGAUCGUCCAGCUCCUCAACGGCUCCGAGUCGAGCUCCACGGACAACGCCAAAUUUAAAUUCUGGGUCAAAUCGAAGGGCUUCCAGCUGGGCCAGCCCGAUGAGGUCCGCGGGGGAGGUGGCGGCGCCAAGCAAGUGCUCUACGUGCCGGUCAAGACCACGGAUGGAGUAGGAGUAGAUGAGAAGCUGUCUUUGCGGCGAGUAGCUGUGGUUGAAGAUUUCUUUGACAUUAUCUAUUCGAUGCAUGUGGAAACAGGGCCAAAUGGAGAACAAAUUCGGAAACAUGCUGGACAAAAGAGAACUUACAAAGCAAUUUCAGAGAGCUAUGCCUUCCUACCAAGAGAAGCGGUGACACGAUUUCUAAUGAGCUGCUCAGAGUGCCAGAAAAGAAUGCAUUUAAACCCAGAUGGAACAGAUCAUAAAGAUAAUGGAAAGCCUCCCACUUUGGUGACCAGCAUGAUUGACUACAACAUGCCAAUUACCAUGGCCUAUAUGAAGCAUAUGAAAUUGCAGCUGCUAAACUCACAGCAAGAUGAGGAUGAAAGUUCAAUAGAAAGUGAUGAAUUUGACAUGAGUGACUCAACACGGAUGUCAGCUGUGAACUCUGAUCUUAGCUCCAAUCUUGAGGAAAGAAUGCAAAGUCCCCAGACUCUUCACGGUCAGCAAGAUGAUGAUUCUGCUGCAGAGAGCUUUAAUGGCAAUGAGACUCUGGGGCACAGUUCAAUUGCUUCAGGGGGAACACACAGCAGGGAGAUGGGAGACUCCAACAGCGAUGGCAAAACUGGGGUGGAACAGGAUGAACAGCCACUGAAUCUGAGUGACAGUCCCCUCUCUGCACAACUGACUUCAGAAUACAGAAUAGAUGAUCACAGCAGUAAUGGAAAAAGCAAAUAUAAGAAUCUUCUAAUUUCUGACCUCAAGAUGGAACGAGAGGCAAGAGAAAAUGGAAGCAAGUCUCCUGCACAUAGUUACUCGAGCUAUGACUCAGGCAAAAAUGAGAGUGUAGACCGAGGCGCCGAGGACCUGUCACUCAACCGGGGGGAAGAGGAUGAAGAUGACCACGAUGACCAUGAUGAUUCUGAGAAAGUUAACGAGACGGACGGUGUGGAAGCGGAAAGGCUGAAAGCUUUCAAUAUGUUUGUCAGGCUGUUUGUAGAUGAAAACUUGGACCGAAUGGUCCCAAUCUCUAAGCAGCCCAAAGAAAAGAUCCAGGCUAUCAUUGACUCAUGCAGGCGACAAUUCCCUGAGUACCAAGAGCGAGCCAGAAAACGUAUACGUACUUACCUCAAGUCCUGCAGGCGGAUGAAAAGAAGUGGUUUUGAGAUGUCUCGACCUAUUCCUUCCCACCUUACUUCAGCAGUUGCAGAGAGUAUCUUGGCUUCAGCCUGUGAGAGCGAGAGUAGAAAUGCCGCCAAGAGGAUGCGUCUGGAUAAACAGCAGGACGAAUCUGCUUCAGCAGACAAACAGUGUAAACCAGAGGCCGCCCAGGCUACCUACUCAACGUCGACUGUUCCCGGCUCACAGGAGGUCUUAUACAUCAAUGGAAAUGGGACCUACAGUUACCAUAGUUACAGAGGCCUAGGAGGAGGACUGCUAAACCUGAACGAUGCUUCCAGUAGUGGACCCACUGAUCUCAGCAUGAAGAGGCAGCUGGCAACUAGCUCGGGGUCCUCUAGCAGCUCGAGCUCCAGACCUCAGUUGAGUCCAACAGAAAUCAAUGCCGUGAGACAGCUUGUCGCAGGAUAUCGAGAAUCAGCUGCAUUUUUAUUGCGUUCUGCAGAUGAACUGGAAAAUCUCAUUUUACAACAGAACUGAGUCAAAUGAUGACCGUAUUCACUGAGUUCUAAAUUUGCAGUUUCCACUAAUGACAUUUUGAUUUCCCAGCAGAGAUACUUCUGGUCUUACUGCACAAUCUUUUAAGAGAAAUACUUCCAUUAUGCCACACUGUCCUUGAUCCAUAAAGUGAUGUGUUAAGGUGCUUCAAAGGAACUUUGACCUCUGAAGUACUUGAGAUACUUAAAUGUGUUCAGCCUAUUUGCUUUUUGUUUUAGUGUGUCAGCAUAAGUUUCAUGGCAAAAAAAAAAAAAAAAAAAGGCUGCAUAUUCUUAAUUCAAGGAUAACACAGAAGAAGCUUGUGGUAUAAAAAAAUAGUUCAAGAUCCAACUGAAAUAUUAGUGGAAUUUGCUACUGACUCAUUGGACUGAAAACAGAAGUAUCUGGCAAAAAAAAAAAAAAAAAAAAAAA